UUUCGCUCAAACUAUUUUCAAAACAUCUUUUAUUUCAAUAAUUUCAUUUUAUUUGUAAGUAAACACAAAAUGCGAGGACAAUUUUGUUACAGAAUAUCAAUAAUCAUAGUGUAAUUUAAGCGAACAGUGCUUAAAAAAUCGAAAUGGAAAAAACGGUAAAGGAAAUUGAAGAUUUUGAAUUAAUUUUACGAAACAAACGUAAUAGAACACCAGUAUUAUACGGACACGAUUUUCGCGAUAGAGAACAGGCCAGCAAACCAAGGGACGUUAUAAAGAUUGUACAAUCACAGAUGAGAGCCAUUCAGAAAGCUGAUACGAAUAAUUUGACCAAAGUUGAUAAUACAACUAAUAAUUACUUUACGAAAAAGGAGUUUAUCCCUGUGGCUGAGUUACCAGAUUAUCCCAAGGAAUUACAAGAAGAAAAUAUUUACCGAUUUGAAACACAGUCUGUGUCUGAUUCUCAACUGAUUGCCUUAGUGCAGAAUGCGGAGCAUCUAGAUACGAAAGUUUCAACACCAGAAAAUAUAACUCUUCAUCACGUAAUUGCUGAGAUAGGUGACGGUAACACCACUAAAACAGCAGACAAUCACAGAGGAGCGCUAAGUAAGGAAGAAAAUAAUGAUAAGAGUUCACUCCUAAAUGAUUUAGAGGAGAGCGCUGAAUCAAUUGGUGUGAAUGAUGAGACAGACACUGUUGAAGUAAACGAUAACAUAUUCAAAAGUCAAAUAUUUGAAAUGGACAAAGUUGAAGUUUCCGAAACAUUAGUGGCAGAAGAAAGUCGAUCACCGAGUCCAGUGCUAAAUUUUAAAAACAAUAAAAUACUGCCAUUAGUGUUUGACCUGGAGAAGUUUGAAAGGUUUGAGAGAAUAGCCUUUCCCAUUGUCGAAGAAAACAAAGAUCUAACCAGAGUCAAACAUCUGAUUAACUCUCAAUUAUCUGAUGGAGAAUUGAAUAUAGAAAUUGAAGACAAUCAUAUGUACGUGUGUUUGGAUAAAAAAAGUCCGAUAUUAAAUAUCGAAGACAAAAUUGUUAUGCCGACGAAAGCAUUAAAUGAUCUAAGGCAAAAAACAAAUAGUUACAUACAAGAUGAAAUAUUAUUUAGUAGCGAUGAAGAAAGUGAUAGAAUGAUUCAAGAUUUACCUUUAACAUGCCCUUUUAAAACAUCUACCUAUGACAAAAAUGAUGUUAUAAACAAAAGUAUGUAUGUUGGAUUCCAAACAGCCAGUAAUAAUCCCAUACAAGUCUCCGAGGAGUCUUUUUGUAAAGCUAAAUCUAUAUUAAGCUUUGAAGACACAGACAAAUUGAAUUUCAAUGAAAUUGUUGAGGCCCGUGAUGGUACGACGAACACGAAUAAAGAUGAGGAUGAAUUAAAUAGGAAUUCCGAAAAUGUUGGCAUUCUAGAUAUUGAUAUGGCCAUAAAUAAUGAUGAUUCACUUAAGGUUUCCGGUAAAGCUGACAGCGAUUAUGUGCUGAAACCUAAGAAACGAAAGUACGACGGCUUUAUAACGGCUAGUAACAAAAAAAUUAAACUAUCUAAUAGUGCUUUACUGAGAUGCAAAAAAGUAUUCAAAGAUAUAGAUCUGAAUGAAGAAUUUGAUGAAAAUUCGAAUAAUGGAAAGGAUAAAUUGAGCAAUGUGUUUCAUAAUAACGAAAGUGAUUUCAAUGAUAAUGCCGACGAUAUAGUCAUUGAUAAAUCGAAUUAUCAAAUUAAAGCAACAGAGUUGAAUUUGGAUUGCAAUAAAUCGAAACAGAGUUUUAUGGAAGACUUGGAAUCUGAUUUGAAUGACGAAAAUAUUAUCAAAGAAUUCGAGAACGUAGAUAUGACAAUCGAAAUUAAUGAUAUUGGAUCGAAGUAUAACGAAAAAGAAAAUUGUCAUGUACAAGACUGUGUCAAUGGAAAAAAUGUUAAAAAUAAAACAAUGACAAAUCACCAAUCUAACAUAAUAAAUUCUUUAGGCAGUGAUUUUGUUGGCUUUAAAACUGCUAAUAACAGGAUAAUAGAAAUUUCAAAAGAAGCAUUACGUAAAACUAAUGAUGUGUUCAAAGACAUUGAUAUUGGUGAUAGCAUUACAACUAAUACAGAAUUUAUAAAAAACAAAACUAAAAACAUUGAAACAUCAAAUAUAUUUUUUAAAAACGAUCAGUUAAAUACAGAUUCUGCUGAGCCUCAAAAAUGUAUGACUAAUAAUACUGUUGGUAUUUCCACUGGGAAUCAGCCGUUGAGCAAUACUCGGUUUGUUGGCUUCAAAACGGCUAACGACAGAAAUAUUACAAUUAGCAGUCACUCACUAAUUAAAAGUAAGGAAAUAUUCAAAGAUAUACAAGAUUUAACGAAUGAACGCGAAGAGAAUACAAGCUUGGAUGUUUUCAAAGGAUUUAAAACGGCUAAUAAUAGAGUCGUGAAAGUAUCCGAAGAAUCAUUAGUGAAAACGAAAAAUAUAUUCAAAGAUAUAAAUAAUGAGAACGAACGCCAAAACAAUUUAGAUCCGGUGAAAAAAAUCCAUGAAAAUAGGCUUUCGAAGAAUUUCGAAGGUUUUAAAACAGCAAACAAUAAUGUUGUAAAAAUAUCAGAACGAGCCUUAUCCAGGACGAAAAAGAUUUUCGAGAAGAUUUUCAAUGCUAGCUCUGAUGAUAAUCUCAAUACUGGAAACGUAACACCCGAGCCGGAUUUUAAAAGGUCGCCUAAAAACGACAAGGUCAAUGUUGCGAACGCAUCUUUGGACAAAGCGAAAAUAUUAGUGAAAAACCCACGAAAUGCUAACAUCAUGGCCGAGGGAAGUACUAUAAAUCGUUGUAAAUCAGUCACUAAGGCCAAUUAUAGUGAGCAAAUCAAAGAAAACGUAAAGAAUAUUGACAGAGAUGUCCUAAGAAAUUCUUCAGUAUACCCAGACGAUUUGUUGUUUGCUGUACAAGAAGGUUUCAACGAAACACUGUACACGGAAGAUUUUACAAUAUCAGCAACAAGAUCAACAAGAUCUACAAGUCCUAUUUUGUUAUGUCCCAAAGCUAAACGACUCAAAUUCGAAGCUCCACACAAGAAUCUUAAACAUACACAAACUACAGAAAUUAUCGAACAAAAAAAACCACUUUUAAAUUUCAAAAAAGAUUAUAAAAAAACGAAAACAUACAAACUGAAAGAUUUGUGUGAUUUAGAAAAGAGAUAUGAAGAGAAAUCUGUUGCAAUUGAUUACGACAUGGAUAAUCUAAUGGAUUUCAUUUUUGAAAAACAUAGAAAUGAUGUUACGGAAACUGUAGUGAAUGUGGAACACGUCCAGAGAAUGUUUUUGAGUUCGGUUAAUGCGAAACUGAUACCAAAGGGCUGGUUGGAAAAUCACAUAAAAUUGAUAUUGUGGAAACUGUUGUCGUACGAAAUUAAAUUUCCUAACGUCAUGGCGAAUGUCUGUACUGUCGGCAAUGUCAUAGACCAAUUGAAAUAUAGAUACGACAAAGAGUUGUAUAACGCUGAAAGGCCGGCCUUGAGGAAGAUCUUGGAGAAAGACGAUGUCCCUUCUAAGACUUUGGUACUGUGUGUCGCCGGGAUUUUUGUUGACGGAGUUGAAGUGAAAAGUGUCCCAAAAACGAACAACAUAGAACUGUUAGUGAGUGACGGUUGGUAUUCGGUGAAGGCCACCACUGACGGGCUCCUGGCCCGGAUGGUGCGGAGCGGUAAAAUCGUGGUCGGAACCAAAGUGAUGACCUGUGGGGCUGAGCUGUUGAACUGCGAGGGGGUGUCGCCUUGGGAGGACGUAUCUUCAGUACGUCUAAAGCUGUCCGGGAACUCGACCAGUCGCUGUCCCUGGUACGCGCGGCUGGGGCAUCACCGCGUUCGCCCGUCCCGCGCUCUGCGGCAGGUGGACGCGCAGGGCGGGCGGGUGGCGCGCCUCCGGGUCCACGUGGCCAGGGUCUACCCGCCGCUGUACGUCGAGAAACUGGGAGACGGCACCACCGUGACCCGCUCGGAACGCCUGGAGCAGCUGCAGCAGACGCGGCUCGAGGCGGCGCGCCAGGCGCUGGCCGAGGAGCUGCAGCGAGACGUGGAGCGCGCGUGCUGCGAGCAGGAGUCGCAAGAUGUGGAUUCUCAGGAGAUGUCCUGCAGGAGAGAUUCAGAUAGCGGCUCCCAGCUGUAUCGACAAAUGAAGAGAAGUACAGACCCCGGCGAGUUCCGUAGCGACCUCACGGCGUCUCAAAACCACAUUCUGCAGCAACACCUGGAUUCGCGUCGGGAUGCAGUCGUCGCCAGGUUGCAGAGCGAGUUCCGUGCGAGGGCGGAGGGCACCUUGGCGCGGAGGAAUGUGGCAGUCGUACUGCGGGUCAGGGUCCUCGAUCCAGGACCGGACUGCGCUACCAGAGGCACGCUGUCGGUGUGGAACCCCACGGAGGAGGUCCUGGAGCUGCUGCAGGAGGGGAACUCGAUAGAAGUGACGAACGUCACGCCAACAGCUGUCAGAUAUUCCGAAAUCCAGCUCUCGGCCGGCAGGCAGUCUGCGUUCACGGCGUGUCGUCUGAAGGAGUCCACCGCGGCUCAGUUCCGGAGGAGGGCGUGCGCCCUGGACGAGCUGGUGCGGAGCCCGGCCGCGCAGACCCCGUACGGCGAGGUGGACACGGCCGGGCUCAUAGUGCGAGUCGAACCUAAGACAACGGUUCUCAACAACACGGUGCACUUCCAAAACGUUUACUUGUCGGAUUUCGAAAGGAACAUUGUCAGUAUCAACUUCUGGGGCGGCCUCGAAAAGUUCGGCUACGAUAACCUCCUGGACACGGGACAGGUCGUGGCCUGCGUCAACGUGCAGAGGCGCGCGGGCAGCACCGCCCGAAGCAUCCCCCAGUACAGGGCCACGGAGAUCAGUUAUUUCACGAAAUCUCCCAAGAUAGCGGACCUCAAAAAGUUAGUGGUAGAAUUGAAUGAAAAAUUUAAAUCUUGCAACAUUCAACGUUUUUGCGAGGAUUGCGUAGACGUUAUAGAGAAUAAAAAAAGGAAAAGUACUCGCAAUGAAAAUGUUACUCCAUACAAGACUAGUGAUGUAAAUUUAACAAAGACAACGUCUGUUUCGACACCAUUAACAGUAAAUAAAAAUGACUUCAAAAAUUUAACAAAUGAGUCGGACCGUGAGUCGCCAUCGCCCAAAACGUUGUUGCGUAGGCAGCAGAUCAAAGCGAAAAUUGAAAAAUUAAAAAGAUACGGCGAACCUCCACCCCUGAACCCUAUAACGAUAGUGAACAAAACUACAAACGCAAUGGCGGCGUACAGAAGUCCGGUCAAUGUAGCCGGAUCGAAAAAAAAUAUUGAUUGUAGUAGUUUUAGUGAUACUUCAUCAGUCAGCAAGGCUAAUGACAAAACUGUUGUUCCUGUUAAACUGAAUUUUGAUGUAAGCACGGAAGAGGGUAAUCCGUUUGCAGAAGAGCUCGAUCCCAGCUUACCGUUGAGUCUAGAAUAGUUUAAGGGUAUUUUAUUUGAAGUUAAAACUUGGUGUAAUGACUUUAAAAAAGAACCAACCUUCCCCCUUCGGAACGCGAUACACCGCCAAUCUGUUUCUCUUCUAUGGACUGCUAUAAUGCAGCACGCUACAGCGCAGGUAGCGCGCCGAGUGGUUUGCUCCUCUCAGGUCGUCCCGUAACCUCACCGGGGGGAGGUCGCCUCCUACAGGGGUCGGAGUCUGUCAAAAGUCCCUGGCUCGGCGGCGACGGAUAGGUGCGGAGAGGGACUCGUGGCUCGUGGCUACGAUGCUUGGCAGCGACAAGUCCGGUCGUAUUUGCGAUACGGGGACACUGCGCCGCCCCGACCACGCGGGGCAAUGUGCCAGCGUAUGCUCGACCGUGUCCUCGUCGCAGUCACAAUGGUGAAACUCCAUCGUUGGUUCUGGAACAUUUAUGUCUGAAUCAAUGUAUAUCCGUUGAGGAACUGUUGGGUGUACUGGUCAGGAGUAAGGUUUCGCUCCACCAAGUACUGCUAGGAAGGAAUCCCCAAGAACCAUUACUUGAUUGUCCCCUUGACCAAGCAGGGAGGCUGUGGUGUCGCACUGGCGGCGAGAAGAAUUAUGAGGAUGGCAGUCAGUGUCCACCCCUUUUGUCGCAACCUCUCCAGCCAUGCCUCUGGUCCGACAAAACAACGGGGGCACUCCACAGUAUUUCCGUUUGGAUUCUGAUUAGGGGGGGCAUACCGGUCUUGGAAAAGAAGUGUUGAUAGCAAGGGAACUCUAUGAAAAAAAAAACUAGCUAUAGCUGUUGUAUUAUCAACUUCUUAGUCUAACAAAUAAAUGUUUUCCGAACACCCUGUAUGUGAGUGACGUCGGCAGUGCCUUUGUGAACUUAUAUUGUGAUAUUAAAAAGAAAAACUGUAAAUAAUAUAAUGUACAUAAUAAUACAUACAUUUUUUACUGUUAA
This is a messenger RNA of Bombyx mandarina (wild silkworm), 6381 nucleotides long. RefSeq lists its product as uncharacterized. Lineage: Eukaryota; Metazoa; Arthropoda; Insecta; Lepidoptera; Bombycidae. Gene Ontology annotation, biological process: regulation of DNA-templated transcription; double-strand break repair via homologous recombination. The record is from RefSeq and is a predicted model, not a curated record.